AUGGUGGUGACCUUCAGUAGCAAGGCUGUUAAGGACGCUGCACUUAACGAGCACUCUAUCAGCAUUGCCGGCUGCUCCGUUCUUCUUGGGGACUGCGAAAACAAGGUCUCAAUUGUCAAGACCUGCGAACUGCCUGAUGAGAUGCCUGACUCUGUCGUUAUUUGCCGUUUAGCUCACUACGGCAGAAUCAUUUCCUUUCAAUGCGACCGCGUGGAGGACGCCAUUUUAAAUGGUGUUCAUACCGUAAGAAUGUUUAUUGAGCAACCUAUUCCAGCUAAGACCUUCAUUGCUGGAGAGUUCGUAUGUUUUUGGUACCCGUCCCAACCCAAGACUUGCUGCAACUGCGGUUCAGAAGACCAUCUUGCGGCUGCGUGCAAGUCCCAGCGUUCUUUUAAUUGCGAGCGACCAGGCCAUUGCGCCAAGCAAUGUGAUAUGCCGGCACUCUGCCGCGUGUGCCUUGCUGACAGUCAUGAGACCUCAACCUGUCCUUUUAACUAUUACAGCUCUAAUGUCACCGGUGCCAAGUCGGCCAAGCACGCCGAAAUGUCUUAA
Porites lobata is the source of this 552-nucleotide messenger RNA. Lineage: Eukaryota; Metazoa; Cnidaria; Anthozoa; Scleractinia; Poritidae. The record is from the annotation of a GenBank genome assembly.